GUCGCCGUGGAGCCGCUCGGCUACGAGCGCUACCGCUUCCUCCCCGACGGCGCGAGCGAAGAGCAUCCCGUCAGCAUCACCAUCAAGGUGACGCCGACGCUCGGCAGGCCAGAGGUGUACGUCGGCUUCGAGCCAAACCAGCACCCGCACAGGCAUCUGAACGACGGCGGCCAGGCCCUGGGCGUGGAGGGCGGCAGCGUCGAGGUGGUGGCCACCAGGCCUGGAUGGGUAUACCUGGGGACCACCAGCGCGACUCAAGCGGCUUUCUCGUUGCAGGUGCUGUGGGGCGAGGACGAGGGGAAGUCUCCGGGGUACACGCUCGACGACGGUGUGGAGCAGUCAGGCCGCCUCGAGCCCGGCGGCGCCCGCCUCUUCCUGCUGGAGCUUGGCGCGGCCGCCGCGGGCAGCG
Molecule: messenger RNA, 409 nt
Organism: Prorocentrum cordatum
Lineage: Eukaryota; Dinophyceae; Prorocentrales; Prorocentraceae
Source: the annotation of a GenBank genome assembly